GUACGAGAACUCGUCCUGGACAAUUGUCGAUCGGUUGAAGGAAAAAUCGAAGGCCUCACAGCUGAAUUUGUCAACCUGGAGUUCCUCAGUUUGAUAAAUGUUGGCUUAAUCUCAGUCUCCAACCUGCCCAAACUAGGAAAACUGAAAAAGCUGGAGUUGAGCGACAACAGAAUCAGCGGCGGCCUUGAUGUUUUAGCAGAGAAACUACCGAACCUCACACAUCUAAACCUGAGUGGCAACAAAUUGAAAGACAUCAGCACGUUGGAACCAUUGAAAAAGCUGGAUAACCUGAAGAGUUUGGACCUGUUCAACUGUGAAGUGACAAACCUGAACGACUACAGAGAGAGCGUGUUCAAGCUGCUGCCUCAGCUUACCUACCUGGACGGUUACGACAUGGAGGACAGGGAAGCCUCCGACUCCGACGGAGAGGUGGACGGAGACGGCGUAGAUGACGAUGAAGACGAAGAGGGUGAGGAGGAGGAAGAUGAGGACGGAGAGGAGGAGGACUUUGAUGAGGAAGAGGACGACGAGGAAGACGAAGAGGAGGUAGAAGGAGAAGAGGAUGACGAGGAAGUCAGCGGUGAAGAUGAGGAGGAAGAUUUCGGCCAGGACGGAGAAGUAGAUGAAGAAGAUGAUGAUGAGGAUGAAGAUGAAGACGGUAUGUGUCUCUUUCAUGUUUUUAAAACCCAGAGAAUUUCUUAAGAAAAUGAGGAGUCACAUGGUCACAAUCUCUUAUC
Amphiprion ocellaris (clown anemonefish) is the source of this 737-nucleotide messenger RNA. RefSeq names its product acidic leucine-rich nuclear phosphoprotein 32 family member B-like. Gene Ontology annotation, biological process: regulation of apoptotic process. The record is from RefSeq and is a predicted model, not a curated record. The annotation marks the transcript as partial. Gene Ontology annotation, molecular function: histone binding. Gene Ontology annotation, cellular component: nucleus. The transcript has 5 exons. Lineage: Eukaryota; Metazoa; Chordata; Actinopteri; Pomacentridae.